Mytilus trossulus (common blue mussel) is the source of this 2913-nucleotide messenger RNA. Its product is annotated as endonuclease 8-like 1. Gene Ontology annotation, biological process: base-excision repair. Lineage: Eukaryota; Metazoa; Mollusca; Bivalvia; Mytilida; Mytilidae. The transcript is spliced from 6 exons. The record is from RefSeq and is a predicted model, not a curated record. Gene Ontology annotation, molecular function: nucleic acid binding; zinc ion binding; DNA-(apurinic or apyrimidinic site) endonuclease activity. Gene Ontology annotation, cellular component: nucleus. Bases 108 to 1388 code for a protein of 426 amino acids.
GGCGGGGAAAAUCUCCCACAAUGCUCUAAUAUUUGUAAACAAAGCGAUGUUUCGUAAUCAUUGAAAAACACGUGUGUCAGAAACUUGAAAGCUGAGAAUCUGCAAAGAUGCCAGAAGGACCCGAAUUGUAUAUGUCUGCACAGUUUAUCAACCAAACUUGUAGAAACAAUCUCUUUUCAGGGCAAAUAUUUAAAUCAGCAGUUAGUCGACAGCCAGAUAUUGAUUGGAAUGAAGAAACAUACACAAUAUCUGCUGUGACAAGAGGGAAAGAACUGAAAUUAACAUUACAAUCGAUCACAAAUGAUAAAAAAGAAAAUAAGAAAUGUUCUAAAAAGCAAAACAAAACACUUGACAUUGUUUUCCAAUUUGGCAUGUCUGGUAAAUUUGAUUUUUAUGAAGCAAAUGAACUUCAAAAACAUGCUCAUCUAAAUUUUUACACAAAAACUGAAAAUAACAAAAGCAUUCGAAUGGUGUUGAGUUUUGUAGACUACAGGCGUUUUGGGAAGUGGCAGCCUAAUGGAAACUGGUCUGUGGAAAGAGGACCUUGUGUACUUACAGAUUACAUCCCAUUUAGAGAAAAUAUAUUAAAGAAUGUUGAGCUCUCUGUGUUCAGAAAACCUAUUUGUGAAGUGCUUUUGAAUCAGAAGUAUUUUAAUGGUAUUGGAAACUAUCUCAGAGCUGAAAUAUGUUACAGGGGAGGAAUUCUACCAUUUCAAGAUGCAAGAUCUGUAUUAGAACCACUACUCACCGAAACAAAUGAAGUGAAAAUAAAGUCCGAGAAACCAGAUAUACUACAGCUUUGUCAUUUGUUGCCUAAUGAAGUUAUUAACUUAGGAGGUACAGGUUAUGAUCCAGAAAAUAGAGAUCCUGAUUACUCCAAGUUUACAGAAUGGCUUCAGUGUUACUACAAACCUGGCAUGAAAAACAUGGCUGACCAUAAUAAAAGAACAAUGUGGUAUGACGGUAAUCCAGGGCCAUUAAAACCAUCAGUUGAGAAAGUAAGAAAGAUUAAGAGAAAAAAGAAAGUAUCUGAAGAAGUGGAGAAGACUGUAUUAAAGAAACUGAAAGUAGAAAAAAUAGAACAUGACAUUGAAGCAGAAACUACUGAAAAAUCAAAAAGAACAAGAAAAACUGCAACUGGACCUAUUACACGUAAAAUUGUGACGGAAGAAGAAAGCUUAAAGAAAAGCAAAAAGAAAUCUGCAGCAAAGGCUAAAAAUACAGAUCUUGAAAAGAGCACACUGGAAGCAGCUGGGAAGAGAAGAGCUACAAGAAGAAAGCUAUCUAAAACAAGUGUUUCUGAUACAAGUAUAUCAGUAUCAAGUACUCCAAAGCAUAAAAUGUCAGGAAACACUGUUAGAAGAACAAGACAGGGGAAAAGGAGUUAACAAAUUAAAUGGUUCUAAAAUCAAUUUAAAGGAAGUGAAAAUAUGGAAGAAUUUGAACAAGCUGUUGUCAGACAAUGAUUAUUGUAGUGUAAAUAAUUAAAUUUCUGCAUUUUAUGAGAUCAGACGAUGUAAUGUAAGAGAGUGAUAUUAGUGACUGUCACCAAAACAAAAUAUUAACUUGCCAUGAGCAACCAGAUAAGUUACACUGCAGGAACAGCCUACCCUUCCUGAUGGUCUGAGUGUACUCCAGUUGUAUCUUUAAAUAGAAUAGAAUGUACGACAAAAAAGUGCAUCAUUUAUUAAUGUUUAUUUUAGUAUAUCAGUUGUUACAAUAUUAGAACAUAGUAAAAUAAAUACUAUCAAUUUUUUUGGGGUCAGAUAUACAUAUCUGUAUAAAAUUGAAAAAAAACCCAUAUUUUAAAGAUUUGCAAUAAUGUGCGAUGUAACAAAAAAUACCAAACUGAAACUUCAAUCUUUAGAUACAUGUAUUUCUAAAUUAAAAUUGAAUCAUAUUUGAAUUAAAAAACCAACUUUAAGCUUCAAAAUUCAUGUUUCAUUCAAAUUUCUAUUAGGUUAAAUCAACAUUACAUACAAAAGGAAAUAUGUUGUUAAUGUACUUUUAAAUCUUACUUUUUAUCUCAAAUUGGGUCUUGGAAAUCUCUGGUAUUAGAAAGGGGAUAAACAGAUAAAACAAUAUUAUGAUUUAUCAUAGUCAUUUGACAAUAUGCGAUGUGAUUAAGUUGUAAAUUAUGUGUAUAAAUUCAGAGUAUAAAUGUUAAUUUUCUAUGUGUAUGAAUUGUCAGUUUCAGAUUCACUGUUUUGUAGUACAAAUCAUAGUAAAAACAUUUAUCAACUUUUAUCAUUUUAAAAUCAUGUGCCAAUUUCUUAUUCUCAUGCAUAUUCAAAAUUGCACAGUAGUAAUGCAGUUGAAUAGACAUUUUACUAAUUUCAUGUUUACUGUAUUUUCAUAUAAGUUUUUGUGAUGAAAUCUCAGUCUGAUCAUGUUAAUAAUUUGUUUUUAUAUCCUUGAAAUAAGUUGUGUAAUGUAAAUGAAAUGAAAAAAAAAUAUGAUCUUGUCAUAAGUUUUGUUGGUUAAACAUGAUAAAUGAUGUGGAAUUACUUUUGAUAUCUAGAUACUAUGACUUCUCAGUUAUGAUAGAAGACCCAUAAAUAUAUAUAUAAAAUCGCUUAUAGCCAACCAUCAAUGUAACAGUUUCAAGACAUUAUUUUUACCAAUUUGUUGUUUUUUAUACCUUCAGUAUGUUCAGUUACAGUUAACGUUUCAGUAACAUGUUUUUUUAUGACAAUUUUUUGAAUUUUUAUCAUUUUAAAUGAUUGUCUGUUAAAAUUACUAUGUGGAGCAGGUUCAUGAUUUGGUUUUAUUUUUUUAAUAUGAUUCUGUGAAAUAGCAUGAAUGUAUAGAACCUUAUCUUUCUGUGAAUAAAUCAAUGUGUCAAUAAUUAUGAUAUGCCAUGUAUAUAGUCUGUUGUUGUUUGUGAAUAAAACCUUACCAAUAAAACCUCAA